This is a messenger RNA of Dibothriocephalus latus, 486 nucleotides long. NCBI's taxonomy places the organism in Eukaryota, Metazoa, Platyhelminthes, Cestoda, Diphyllobothriidea, Diphyllobothriidae. The record is from the annotation of a GenBank genome assembly.
AUGAAAGACCGAUUUAGGAAGGAUAGUCGGGCGGUUAUUCCUUUGGAAUUGUGUGAGGAAUUCCGUAAACAGCUCCUCUCUUGUGCUGAAUCGAGUCUGGGGAACAAUUCUUUCCAAAACACUGGAGCAGCAGCAACUGCAGCUGGUGGAACGACCACCAACGCGUCGAUUCAACAGGAGUCGGGCCCCAAGAUCUUCGACCUAUCUAAACUGAAUCCUGUGGAGAUUAAAAAUGAACAAUUAAACUUUCAGUUUGCAAUUGGAUCCGUACCCCCUGGAUUUGCGGAUGAAGAAGUUUCUGAGAAGUCACGACGUUGGAUCUCGACCAGUCCUCUAGUCCCCAACACCCAAGACGGUGCUACACCGAAGUUUGAUCCAUCUCAGCAGUGGAUGCCCUGGAACGAUUCUGGCAGUGUUGAAAUUUAUGAACCUCUGAUACCGGAUUUGAUAUGGUUUUUGAGUAAGUUUGCAUUCCCUUAUUGUUAA